AUGACUGACCCAACCUCACCGAGCCCUUAUUCAGAGAACAAGAAAUUUGAACCCAAGGUUCCGGUUGAAUUGGAGGCGCCUAAGAGCGACGAGAUCUCGUUGGAAGAAUUGCGCCAAUGCGAUGGGACAAAUCCGGAUAAACCUACGUGGGUUGCGAUAAAGGGGACUGUCUUCGAUGUCUCCAAGAACAAGGCCUAUGGCGAGAAGGGUCAAUAUCAUGUCUUUGCCGGAAAGGAUCCUUCUCGUGCCCUCGCCCUCUCCAGCCUGAAGCCUGAAGAUUGCGUGCCAGAUUGGGAUGAUCUGGACGACAAGUAUAAGACAGUCCUUGAUGAGUGGUACACUUUCUUCAGCAAGCGGUAUAACAUCGUGGGCAAGGUCAGUAUAUCCACGAUACACAAGUUGUCGCGGGCGCUCAGAAUACAGGAUAAGAGGGACAGCAGCAAGAAGCCCUCGAUUUAUUGCGACGCUCAGGAAGAUACCCCGGACCGAAGUAGGGAGACACAGUCCUUCACCUUCAGCAGCACGUUGGUGCCGCUCAUUGCUCGAUGCUUAGCUGCAGACUGA
Messenger RNA from Fonsecaea erecta, 564 nucleotides. RefSeq lists its product as hypothetical. The transcript has 4 exons. Gene Ontology annotation, cellular component: endomembrane system; membrane. Lineage: Eukaryota; Fungi; Ascomycota; Eurotiomycetes; Chaetothyriales; Herpotrichiellaceae. The record is from RefSeq and is a predicted model, not a curated record. Bases 1 to 564 code for a protein of 187 amino acids.